This is a messenger RNA of Talaromyces amestolkiae, 1038 nucleotides long. RefSeq lists its product as uncharacterized. The coding region runs from base 1 to 1038 and encodes 345 amino acids. The transcript has a single exon. NCBI's taxonomy places the organism in Eukaryota, Fungi, Ascomycota, Eurotiomycetes, Eurotiales, Trichocomaceae. Gene Ontology annotation, molecular function: nucleotide binding. The record is from RefSeq and is a predicted model, not a curated record.
AUGACAACCGAAUCAAUUCCUACUCUGCGUUGGGGCAUAAUCGGUACGGGAUUGAUUUCGUCCUGGUUCGUGACAGAUCUAGCCAUAGAUCGACCGAACAAAAAAGCAAAUCACAUCAUCCAAGCGAUAGGAUCGUCCUCCACGGAGAAGGGACAGAUAUUUCUCGAAAAACAUCUUCCAGGGAAAAGUCCAACCGUCUAUGGAAGCUAUGACGAGCUCUAUCGAGACGCCGAUGUCGAUAUUGUGUAUAUCGGAACUCCUCAUGCCUUUCAUCAGCAGAACUGCCUCGAUGCCAUCCGAAAUGGAAAACAUGUUCUUUGCGAGAAGCCGUUUGCUCUGAAUGAAUUUCAAGCAAAAGAAGUGUUUGAUGAAGCAGAGCGACAAGGUGUCUUUGUGAUGGAAGGCAUGUGGACUCGGUUCUUUCCAUUGAUGCUUAAACUGAGGAACCUGCUACAUCGUGAAAAAGUGAUUGGGGAUAUUUAUCGCGUCUUCUGUGACUUCUCCAUGCCGAUGGAUAUUGCAACUUUGCCGCCCACGUCACGCCUAAAAAAUCCGGCUCUUGGGGCAGGUAGCUUGCUAGAUAUUGGUAUUUACAGUAUAACUUGGGCAAUUUUGGCACUGGAAUCAGAACCGAGUCCAAAGGAACCUCGAGUAUUGGCAUCACAGACGUUUCGUGAUGACAUCGACAUUGCUAAUUCGGUGAUAUUAAGCUACCCCGAUGGCAGGCAAGGGAUCGCUACGUGUUCGGUCUUUACGAAGACACCGUCAUCGUUCUGCCGAAUCGAGGGCAGCAAGGGAACAAUCACUGUGGAUGGAUUUGCAGCUUCGGUUCCUGCAUCUUUUAUAGUUACGCAGGUAGAUCAGGAGCCGAAGAAAUACGAAUUUGAGAGACCUGGCAAGGGAUUCUACUGGGAAGCGGAUGCGGUGGCUUUGGAGAUUUUUGCUGGUAAAAAGCAGAGCGAUAUCAUGCCAUGGGCUGAGAGUUUACGCAUAUUGACUUUACUGGAUGAAGUUAAACGUCAAGGAGGACUGCAGUAG